Molecule: messenger RNA, 1110 nt
Organism: Eimeria acervulina
Lineage: Eukaryota; Apicomplexa; Conoidasida; Eucoccidiorida; Eimeriidae
Exons: 6
Coding region: 1-1110 (369 amino acids)
Source: RefSeq, a predicted model, not a curated record
AUGAGAGGAGACAGCGCCAACCUCAAGGCAGAGCUUCGGCUCAGCAGCAACAGCAGCAGCAGCAGCAGCAACAGCAGCAGCAGCAGGGGCAGCAGCAGCGAGCGGGUGACCCCUGAGCCCCUCUGUAGAAGCAACAACAGCAGCAGCAGCAGCAGCAGCACCACACGCCAGGUAGCCUCGAGGUGCAGCAGCAACAUCAUUCAGGGCUUGUUAAACGCAGCAGGAGCAGCAACAGCAGCAGCAGCAGCAACAGCAGCAGGUAUAGCACCUGCAGCAGCCUCUUCUUUUAUCGAGGCACAGGGAGCGGAGCAGCAGCAGCAGCAGCAGCAGCAGCUGCAGUUGCUGCUGCUGCAGCUGAAAUAUGCAAUCGGCGACAGGGCAGCAGCGAGGGCUUUAGAAAGGGACGAUCCCGGGGAGUUGAUUAUUUGGUUGUUUGUCUUCGCUCUUAUUACGGCGUUGACAUCGAUUCUGGUGGUGUUAACGCGGCAUAGACAACGUGCAGCAGAAGCAAGACAGCUGCAGCAGAGGCAGCAGCAGCAGCAGCAACAGAACAGGGAGAGAGAAGCGCAGCAAAGGAGGCAGCAGCAUGUAGCCCUCCUUAGACAACUCGAACAAGAGAACUGGUGCCCGGCGAAGCCCUACGAGAAGGUGCGAGAGACGCUGGAGUUGGUUGGUGCAGCACGAGGCAAUGACAGCAGCAGCAGCAGCAGCAGCAGACUUCCUGCUGCUGCAGCAACAGCAGCAGCUCCGGAGCAACAGCAGCAGCCACAGAAGCAGCAGCAGCAACAGCAGCAGCCGGAUCUUGAGCUAGGCUUGCAGGAACACGACCCUGCAGCUGCUGCUGCUAGUGCUGCUGCUGCUGAUAGUGCUGCUCCUGCUGCUGCUAGUGGUGCAUCUGCUGCUCCUACUGCUGCUUCUGCUGCUGCUUCUGCUGCUGUUUCCCCCGCUGGUUCGGCGGGUGCUGCAGUUCCUGCUGCAGCUGCUGAUGCCAAUGCUGCAGCAGCAGCAGCAGCAGAAGGUGCUGCAGCAGCAGCAGCAGCACAACCUCAUGUGUCUCCUUUAGAAGGCACAGGAAAGGAGAGCCCUUUAGACGAUGCGAAUGCACUGUAA